CCCAACACUCACUUCUGAAGUUGUUUACCAUUAUUUUCCUCCUCGGACAGAAUAUUUCCAUAAUUUCGCCAUUUAAGUAAAUUAAGAGGACAGAGUACACAGCCAUGUCGGAGGAGCAUGGCAAGGACUACACUUUGGAGGUAGACUCCGAGUUGCGCUUCGAGAUCGAGCAGCAGGACGCCAAAGUCCAGGUUUCUCUUGUCAACGGCUUUGCAGAGCUGUUCGGCACGGAACGUAAAAAAAAGAAGUACGAGUUCGGCGUGGGCGCUAAGGUGGCUAUCUUCACGUAUCAGGGAUGUGUGCUACACGUAUCCGGGCAAAUGGACGUGUGCUACAUCUCAAAAGAGACGCCGAUGGUGCAAUACGUCAAUUGCCACGCGGCUCUGGAGCAAUUCCGCACAGAGGCCGAGGAGAAGGACCGCCGCGGUCCAGUGGCCAUGGUUGUCGGUCCCAUGGACGUGGGCAAGAGUACUCUGUGCCGAAUUCUGCUCAACUAUGCUGUGCGGGUGGGUCGUCGGCCUCUCUACGCCGACUUGGACGUCGGCCAGGGCUCCAUUGCCGUUUCCGGGAGCGUGGCCACCAUCCUUAUCGAACGGCCAGCGAGCGUCGAGGAGGGAUUCGCCAAGACUGCGCCGUUGGUCUAUCACUUUGGCCACAAGUCACCCAGCGGAAACAGUGUUUUGUACAAUGCCGUCGUCUCCAAGAUGGCCGAGGUCACCCUGCAGUCUCUCAGCAGCAACAAGCGCACCAAAAGCUCCGGCAUCAUAGUAAACACCUGCGGCUGGGUAAAAGGCUCCGGUUAUGCGCACCUGUUGCACGCUGUAAAGGCGUACGGAGCCUGUGCCAUCUUCGUUUUGGACCAGGAGCGUCUCUACAAUGAGCUGCUGCGGGACGUGCCCAAGGGAGUCAAUGUGGUGCUACUGCCGAAGAGUGGAGGUGUCGUGGAGCGAAGCAAAAAACUGCGGCACGAGGCGCGGGAUCAGCGAAUUAGAGAGUACUUUUACGGAAAUGUAAAGGCGCCAUUUUAUCCGUUUAGCUUUGAGGUGAAGUUCCAGGAUCUGCGGCUGUACAAGAUCGGAGCGCCACCGCUUCCCGACUCCUGUAUGCCAAUUGGUAUGAAGGCGGAGGACAAUAAGACGAAGGUGGUGGCCGUCACUCCAACACCUGCCCUCAUCCAUCACAUGCUGGCACUCAGCUUCGCCGAGUCCGUUGAAGAUGAUGUUAUUGGCACCAACGUAGCCGGCUUUUUAUGCGUAACCGAAGUGGACAUGGAGAGGCAGGCAGUAAUGCUGCUUUCACCGCAGCCGCGACCUCUGCCACCAAAUGCUCUCCUGCUGUGGUCGGAAAUGCAAUUCAUGGACACCUAGCAUUUGUAAAGACUUUCAUUAGUUGUACUUUAGGAAUAUUUAAAUUUAUCUUGCGAGUUACAAAUACAGUUUUAAAUGUUAACGUA
Messenger RNA from Drosophila ficusphila, 1453 nucleotides. RefSeq names its product protein CLP1 homolog (gene cbc). The record is from RefSeq and is a predicted model, not a curated record. Gene Ontology annotation, biological process: tRNA splicing, via endonucleolytic cleavage and ligation. NCBI's taxonomy places the organism in Eukaryota, Metazoa, Arthropoda, Insecta, Diptera, Drosophilidae. Gene Ontology annotation, cellular component: mRNA cleavage factor complex; nucleus. Gene Ontology annotation, molecular function: polynucleotide 5'-hydroxyl-kinase activity.